AUGUAUGCUUCAGAAACCUGGGCACUUGGCAAGCAGCAAGAAAAUGCGGUUUAUUUACUUAUGGCGCAGUGCUCAUUUGCCAUCUACCUUAUCCGUACGGAAAGAUCGCAAUGCUAUGUGGGAAAGAGUUCGUGCCCACAGUGCACCUGUCUCUGUAGCUGUCUUUGCUCCAAAACCACAGGUGUUUCCCUCUGUAAUGGCAAAGCUUGA
Messenger RNA from Necator americanus (New World hookworm), 210 nucleotides. RefSeq lists its product as uncharacterized. NCBI's taxonomy places the organism in Eukaryota, Metazoa, Nematoda, Chromadorea, Rhabditida, Ancylostomatidae. The transcript has 3 exons. Bases 1 to 210 code for a protein of 69 amino acids. The record is from RefSeq and is a predicted model, not a curated record.